AUGUCAGAGCAGACUCGGCAGUCCGGCGCUGGCACCACCACUACCACUGUAGCGCCUGGCGAAACGCAGGGGCCACAGUCAGAUAGCCAGGCUGCAGAAGGUGCUGAGACCACGUCAGAGCAGACUCUGCAGUCCGGUGCCGGCACCACCACGACGACGAUGACAUCAUCAGAAAGCCGACGGGGUGGUGCCCCAUCUACUACCAAAACAACCAAUACAAAACAGCAGCAGCCCGGCAAAAAGCCUGAGCAGUCAAUUCCGGCAGGGGCUCAAGAGAGUGGUGCCGUGACCACAACGGAGUACCAUUUGUCGACAGAGCCAGAGGAAAUUGUUGAAAUUGGACCUGGUGGUUCUGGAUCUACCGACACGACAAGCCAGGCUCCGGCAGCUGUGAAGACGAGCACCAGAACUUCACAGCGGAUUGCAACAGAGGCAGCGGCGACCGAAGAAGCAGAAGCUGCCUCCUGGUUCCGGCCGGCCAGCAGUCCCUUGGAUGCCCACACUCUGCGCGAGCAUGCAGAUGCAGAUCAGCCGAGCCAAUGGAGCAAGGAACGACUGGAUGUGGCUGAAGGGAACGAAAUCAAGUUCGGUUUCUCACGCAGUGACCAGUGA
This is a messenger RNA of Symbiodinium sp. CCMP2456, 612 nucleotides long. The record is from the annotation of a GenBank genome assembly. NCBI's taxonomy places the organism in Eukaryota, Dinophyceae, Suessiales, Symbiodiniaceae.